AUGAAAGAAGAUAUAAAUAAAUUAAAAAAUAAUAACGACAGUAAUUUAAGCAAUGAUGAAGAAGAGCACAGUGUAGAUGAUGAGGGCUCCAUUAACAAGGAUGAUAAUAAUAAUAAAGAAAAGAAAAAAGGUUAUGAAAAGAUUAUAGAAGAUAUAAAAGAAGAAAAUAAAAACUCUUAUGUAUCAAAAAUAAGUGAGCCAAUGUUAAAAAAGAAAUAUUUAAAAAAUGUUUUAAAAAUAUUAGAUUAUGUUUAUUAUGCAAAAUUAAAUAGUUCUCAAAUUUUAAAAACAAAUAAUUCUUUAGAUGAAGAAAAACAAAAAUUAUUAAAAAAAAAAUUAAUAGUUAUAGGAUUAACACAAGUAAUUAAAUGUAUAAGAAAAGGAUAUAGUGGUAUAGUACUUAUUGCAAUAGAUGUGUUCCCAAUAAAUAUUAUAUGUCAUUUACCUUCAUUUUGUGAACAAUAUAAAAUCCCAUAUACUUUUGUAACAACGAAAAAUAAAUUAGCUCAUCUAUGUAAACUUAAAAGAUCUAUAACAUGCUUAUUUAUUUUAAAACCGGAUAUUCAUAUAUCAACAUUUGAACAAACAAUUAAUCAACAUUGUCCCAAAAAAAAAAUACAUAAUUAUCAAAAGUUGUAUGACAAGUUAAUAUCCGGCGUAAAAAAAAAUCACCCCUUUUUUCAAUCCUAA
Plasmodium reichenowi is the source of this 690-nucleotide messenger RNA. RefSeq names its product 60S ribosomal protein L7ae/L30e, putative. The transcript has a single exon. NCBI's taxonomy places the organism in Eukaryota, Apicomplexa, Aconoidasida, Haemosporida, Plasmodiidae. Bases 1 to 690 code for a protein of 229 amino acids. The record is from RefSeq and is a predicted model, not a curated record.